AUGCCACACGCUUACACUGUAAACGAUAACAGUCAGAGUUGUUUUAUAGUUGAGAAGAUGAUGUCAGCACUGAUUGGAGCUGUAGGGGUGGGGGUUGCAGCUGUAGCUCAGCUCAUCAUUACUAUACUCAUACUUGGGGGCAAGGCAGACAAAACAUGGGCUGGGAUAUUCUACACACUGCUGUUCGUAAUAGCCACCACCCUGCUGGUUUUCAGACUUGGUCAGAUAUGUUGCGGUGGGGUGGCUUCCUUCUACACUGAGAAUUCCAAAAUAAUUCGAAUCAGUACAAUCAGUCUGGGUCUCGUCGCAUGUAUAGGAACGUUAGUGCUCCUCUCACUGCACAUAAAGGACCUCAUCAACACAACUGGUCACGUGAAUGACUUCUACGAGAGCCUCAGUGGCAUGUCACCCUCCCAGAACAGGACCAAUAUACUCAACGACACCUUCGUUGUGGACAUAGACUAUGAGGUUAAGAUAAACUACAAGAUCUACCUCGACCUGCCGUACGGGGUGAUUAUCCUGUAUACUGAUAUGUACUGGGCUAUGAUAGUGCUGGGGGCUAUUGCACUGCCUGGGCAUGUGGUCAAUACGGCCAUAGCUUGCUUCUGCAACGGGGAUAACAAGUAG
Molecule: messenger RNA, 627 nt
Organism: Bolinopsis microptera
Lineage: Eukaryota; Metazoa; Ctenophora; Tentaculata; Lobata; Bolinopsidae
Exons: 5
Coding region: 1-627 (208 amino acids)
Source: RefSeq, a predicted model, not a curated record